Salvelinus fontinalis (brook trout) is the source of this 5769-nucleotide messenger RNA. It is a transcript of the gene opn6b, whose product is annotated as opsin 6, group member b. Gene Ontology annotation, cellular component: membrane. The transcript has 6 exons. Gene Ontology annotation, molecular function: G protein-coupled receptor activity. Gene Ontology annotation, biological process: G protein-coupled receptor signaling pathway. The coding region runs from base 633 to 1814 and encodes 393 amino acids. The record is from RefSeq and is a predicted model, not a curated record. Lineage: Eukaryota; Metazoa; Chordata; Actinopteri; Salmoniformes; Salmonidae.
ACUAGACUUCUUCCUCUUGCAGCGAACACGGAUACAAAUAAAUAAUAUUUACAGUCUACAAAUAGCCCCGUUUGUCUGUGUCCGUUCCCCUUAGGCGAGUUGGAGCUGAUCUCGAAUGAGCCAAGAAGCCAGUGUCAGUUUAGUUGCUGUCUAGAGUUGUAGCAUGGAGAACUCACCACUAUACAAGGUGCUGCUGUUUAUUUUCUGUAUUGCCCAACACCAUAGACUAAGACUGCUACCUUGACCAGCUUUAGGUGCCACCAAUCAAAGUAUGUAUCGAAGUGUAUUAUUAGCUGACCUGACUUCCGUGGCUAGCGUUGCAUCAGACACUCUCAUUAACCGGAUCAAGGGAUUAGGCUAAUGUAUGUAGGACACAACCAUGCCAGUUCUAUUACUGUACACCUGCCUUGCAUACACAGACAGGGUCAUUCUAUGGAGAGACUGAGAGGGGGAUUCUCAACUCUGUCUCGGUUGGAAUUACGACAGAGAAUGUUACCAUCUACCUGAGGGGUGCUUGGGACACCACUCACUGCAGCUGUCCUGGAUCAGAACAGACCGGGGUCUUCAGACGAUGUGUGUUUGAAAUGAGACCGUCAUAAAAGCUUGGAUCUUGGCCGUGAGGUGCUCAGAAGAUGAGGGUGCUGAUGGAGGACACCAACAUAUUCCCUCCUAAUGUAUCUGUCUACAGGUUGUCAGCCGAGGGGGAGACUGCUGUUGGUGUUUACUUGUUGAUACUAGGGUGGCUCUCCUGUCUAGGUAAUGGAGUGGUGAUUCUACUGUUGGUCAAGCAGAGACACAGUCUGGAGCCACAGGACUUCCUCACUCUCAAUCUGGCUGUGUCCGACGCUGGUGUCGCGAUCUUCGGCUACUCCAGAGGGAUACUGGAAGUCUUCAACUUGUUCAGGGACGACGGCCUGCUGAUCAAGACCAUCUGGACCUGCCAGGUGGACGGCUUCCUGAUCAUGCUCUUUGGGCUCAUCAGCAUCAACACACUGACAUCCAUCAGUGUCGUUCGCUACAUCAAAGGAUGCCAGCCCAGCUAUGCUCAUUAUAAUAACCACUGUAAUGUUGCCGUGGUGAUUGUGGCAGUGUGGCUGUGUGCCCUCUUCUGGGCUGGAGCGCCAUUGGUGGGCUGGGGGAGUUACACAGCUCGUAAGUAUGGGACGUGUGAGAUAGACUGGGUCCAGGCCAGGUUCUCUGUGUCGUACAGACUCUACGUCAUCCUCAUCUUCACCUUCAACUUUUUCAUCCCAUUCGUGGUCAUAUGGUUCUCCUACGUGUCCAUCAUCCGGACGGUCAACAACAGCCACAAGUCCAGCAGAGGGGGAGCGGUCAGCGAGAGAGAGAAACAGAUGGAGCGCAAUAUAACAACAGUGUCUCUGAUCCUGUGUUCAGCCUUCCUGCUGGCCUGGUCUCCCUACGCAGUCAUCUCCAUGUGGUCUGCCUGUGGUCACCAGGUGCCUCCUCUCCACAGCAUCCUGGCCAGCCUGUUUGCUAAGUCAGCCAGCUCCUACAACCCCUUCAUCUACCUGGGCCUGAACUCCAAGUUCAGACAAGACUUCAGAGCCCAGUUCCACUGCCUGCGCCACAAUCCGGACCUCUCCCACAGGCCAGACGAGGUGCAGAUUGACCUGGACAUUAUGGAGGUGAAUGGAGGGGUGGAUGACCUGGACUCUGGGGUAGAGCUGGGUAGUGAAAGGGGUGUGGAGGAGAGGGGGGAGAACCAGAGGAGUCCUCUUAUGCCCCCGAUGAUAGCCCCGGCUCCCAGUCAUCGCCUGUUCCUGAGGAAACUCAGUGACUCUGGGCGCCUGUGAGCUCUGUCUCUUUGUUUCUCUGUCUCUGUUUCUGUCUCUCUGUCUCUCUGACACUCUCUCUUGUCCUACGUACUGAGCUACAGCGGAGAUCAGCUGUCACUGUUAACUGUUCACCUCCACAGCACUCUGAUCGCCUGUACACACGUACAUUUUACUCAAAGUACAGCAGCCCUCUGGACGUAACCUUUUUUUUUUUAAAUCAAGAGAAGACAUUGGUUUUGGCCUCACCUGAAUUAUUUGGAAUCACUGAUGUUGAAUGAUUUACAGUAUGUGGCGGCACUAUCAAUUUAAGGUCUGAGUUAAAUCAUAUUUGUUUUACUGUUUUACAUGUUACUCUAAAGCUGUGAAUAAUUAGUUUUUUAAACGUUUUUUAAUUUUUUUUUAGUUUUAGGUUUGUACGCCGUCCAAAAAUAACUUCCAAUAGCUCAUCAAUCAACGAUGACUUGACUCAAAGGGGGUUAUAUCAGGCACUGAUGUUGUACAUUCAUUCUCAGUCACUCACAGAGGGCUUGUGUGCAGAAAUAAUGAGGUGGAGAAGUGAGAAAAGGCUCUGCCUUGACCUGAAGUCGCUAAUCUGGGUUUUGUCCCCCCUCUGCCCUGUGGGAGCCCUGAGGGAGCUUGGGAAACUGGGAGAAUGUGAGCCAGCCCUCACAGGGAGACUGGCUGGAGCACAGCUGAAUCUGUUGGACCAAGAGGAGAAAGCAGAGAACAACACAACAACCACAGAAUGGAAUGAGGUUACUGUUCAAUUCAAUACAGCUUUAUUUGUCCCCUUAUUGCAGCGCAACAACACACUGAAACAAGAGCAACCUUCCAUAGACACGGGUAACAGAAAAACAAUGACUGUGAAAGAAGAACUGCAAUAAAUAUCAAAGAGUGUAAAGUCAUGUGCAAAUGACAAGUAGGAUUACUGUAGUACUGUGUACUGUACUGUGGCCUGGAAUUAGGAAGGAUAUAGGAUAUACUGUAUGAGGGUACCUCCACUCCAGAGGCUGUGGUUUUAUUGGUCAGCCAGUGAGUUUGCUGAAUAAAUAUUACCAAGUCUCCCCUCAAUAAAACAAACACAAGCCACUAAUCCAGUUGGGUUCAACAAUGGAAUUAUAACCGAACAAGUUAACAAUAGUCUCCCUUUGUAAUAACAGCCUGUCUCAGAUAAUGACACGGUAAUGGCUGCCGUAAGUCCCCUUUCUCUUCUAUGAGUAAUUAUAAACCACAACACAGUGUCUGCGUCCGAAUGGCAACCUAUUCCCUAUUUAGUGCAUUACAUUUGACGCGGGCCCUGGUCAAAAGUAGUGCACUUUAUAGGGAAUAGGGUGCCAUUAUGGACACACUGGUGUCUUCUGAGUGAAAGUUACCUCAGGGCUCCACGGCAGCUGGAAUUUCAGCAGGACUAAUGACAUGGGACAGGCACACAAUAACCCAUCAGGGGUCCCCAUAACUGACCAAACACAGCUACCCCAGCCCUGCCAACACCACGAGCAUGGUGACACAAAAUGAACCAAUCCACCUCUCCAAGAAAAUACCACAAAAACAUCAGCUUGUUAGUGAAAUCCCUCUUUCUGGAAGAAAGAGCAUCUCUAAUCUAUGUUCGUUUAAAUGUGCUAUUCAACUUUUUAGAUGAUAGUUUCUCAUUCAUUUUACUUUGACAAUGUUUUAAUAGAAAAUUACCAUACAUUUUCCCUCAGAUAUAGGACCAUCAUGGUUCGAACUUGAAAGCAGUUUGCAUUCACAAGUCUAGCUUGAAUCACAUCCGGCCGUGAUUGGGAGUCUCAUAGGGCGGCGCACAAUUGGCCCAGCAUCGUCCGGGUUUGGCCGGGGUAUGCCGUCAUUGUAAAUAAAAAUUUGUUCUUAACUGACUUGCCUAGUUAAAUAAAAAUAAAUACAUGUACACAGGAUGUUGAAUUGUUUAGAAUGUACAUACCAAAAUGAAUAACAAUUUGAUGUGCCUUAUUGCUUGUGGCUAUGGCAAGGAAUAUAAAUGCAUUUGAUAUGCCUUGGUCUAUGGUGGCAUGGUCAGAGGAUGAGCCUUGAACUCUGAGUAGGUUGCUGUGUUUCUCCCAUCAAGUCUCCCAUUAUACUAAACACAUUACAGUGGCCCAUUCUGCUUGGCCCAUGCUGAAACAGCUAUGUCAGUUCCCUUUUAGUCAGCUCCUCAGUCUCACCCCACAUGGCUGAGCAUGGAGUCACAGGCCAAGUUCUCCUUGUGACCAUCACCUGCUUACUUAGAAACACCCAGCCAAGCCUACACUCUCCAUUAGCUUUAUAGUAUCAUAACUCAUACCAUGCUGAAAUGUUUGUUGGUGUUUUCAAUUAGGCGGAGUAAUGUACUGUAAAUGCAUGCACCAAAAGGUUUAUAUGUAGCGCUGGAGGAGUAAUGAAAUGUGUGUCAUUAGAAUGUGUGGAAUAUGUGUCCCAGUCCCCAGAGAGAACAACGCAUUCUGACCUUGAGGGAAAGUUCCAAGGUCAAAUCAGACCAAAUACUAUUUCAAAUACUUCAAACUGAGCUUGAUUUGAGCGUACCCAGACACCAUAGAACAGGUUUUAGAUACUCCCCUUCUUCUUAUGGAAUCUCUUUCUUUCCUUCUUUUUGAAUGUCAGCAGUGAGGGCAGGCGACACUUCACCCCAGGUGAUUUAUGUGAUCGUAGCCUUUUUGACAUAACUACAACAACUAAAGCUGACAUUAACAUAAUCACUGGCUACACUGAUGCUGUGAUGGUGAAAGGCCAUACUAACACCUGGACAAUGGUGUCCCAUGGCAUCCUAGUGGCUUUGGCUUCAACGAGAGGAGAGGUUCAGGUUAUCCCUGGUUUAUCUGUCUGACAUUGAUUUCACUGAGCUCCGCUAGGACUCUGUUCAGAAGAAAAUAUUGAGAGGAUGGCACAUGAGACUCUGCUGUUCUGGAGGACAGAAAGACAUGAUGAGAAUAUCAGGCAGCUGUAGAAGUUGUCAUGGUGACCCCCUCUUCCUUUUCUCUCUGACAGUGAAAGGGAUGGGGAUUUUUAUAACAAUGAUGAACACGUGUAUCUAUGGAGCAUGUACAGUGCCCACAGAAAAUACUCACACCCCUUGACUUAAUUCCACAAUUUGUUGUCUUACAAAUUGGAUUAAAAUGGAUUUAAUUGCAAUUUUUUUGGUCAACGCUCUACACAAAACACUCAAAUUCUAGCAUUUGAAGAAGAAAAAAACCUCACUAAUAUAUCUUGAUUACAUUAAUAUUCUACCCCGAGUCAAUAAAAGUUUGAAUAAUCUUUGGCAGUGAUUACAGCUGUGAAUCUUUCUGGGUAAGUCUAAGAGUUUUCCACACCUGUAUUGUGCAACACUUGCCCAUUAUUCUUUAAAAAAAUUCUUCAAGCUCUGUCAAGUCGGUUGUUGAUCAUUGCUAGACAGCCAUUUUCAAGUCUUGCCAUAUAUUUUCAAGUAGAUUUAAGUCAAAACUGUAACCUUGGGAACAUUCACUGUCAUCGUGUAGAUUUGGCUUUGUGUUUUAGGUUACUAUCCUGCUGAAAGGUGAGUUAAUCUCCCAGUGUCUGCUGGAAAGCAGAAAGAACCAGGUUUUCCUUUACAAUUUUGCCUAUGCUUAGCUCCAUUCCGUAAAUGUUUAUCCUGAAAAAGUCUCCAGUCCUUAAUGAUUACAAGCAUACCCAUAAUAUGAUGUAGCCACCACUAUGUUUGAAAAUAUGGAGUGUUACGAGUAAUGUGUUGUAUUAGAUUUGCCACAAACUUAAUACUGUUUGCAGGACAAAAAGUUAAUUGCUUUGCUGCAUUUUUUUCAGUAUUACUUUAGUGCCUUGUUGCAAACAUGAUGCAUGUUUUGGAGUAUUUGUAUUCUUUACAAGAUUCCCUCUUUUCACUCUUGUCAAUUUGGUUAGAAUGAUGGAGUAACUACAGUGUUGUUGAUCUAUCCUCAGUUUUCUCCUAUCACAGCCAUUAAACUUUGUAAAGGUUUUAAAGUCA